Messenger RNA from Bombyx mandarina (wild silkworm), 484 nucleotides. RefSeq names its product Tubulin binding cofactor A (gene Tbca). The record is from RefSeq and is a predicted model, not a curated record. Gene Ontology annotation, cellular component: cytosol; microtubule cytoskeleton. NCBI's taxonomy places the organism in Eukaryota, Metazoa, Arthropoda, Insecta, Lepidoptera, Bombycidae. Gene Ontology annotation, molecular function: beta-tubulin binding. Gene Ontology annotation, biological process: tubulin complex assembly; post-chaperonin tubulin folding pathway.
AGCAGGCACGUUCUUUUAGCUCUUUGGUCGUAAACAGAUGCUGUCAAGAAGUGCAUUUAUUGAUUGAAAAUUGCAUUGAAAAAAAAAACAAGAUCGAUUAUUCAGCAAGAAAUGGCAGAUCCUAGAAUUCGUCAAAUUAAAAUCAAGACGGGCGUCGUGAAACGGAUUGCCAAGGAAAAAGUAGUCUACGAGAAGGAAGCAGAGCUACAGAAGAAUAGAAUUCAAAGAAUAAAAGACGAAGGGCAAGACGAGCACAACAUUCGGAAGCAAGAAGAGGUUCUUCAGGAGUCCCUGAUGAUGGUCCCAGACUGUCAAAGGAGAUUAAUCAAAGCAUAUACAGAUCUCAAAACUACUUUAGAAACAGAACAGGACCUCAAAGAACACGAGGAAUACAUUACCGCUGAACAGGUUCUCAAGGACGCUGAACCCCAGCUUCCAGCCAUCGAGUCAUAAUUAUCUCCUUUUUAUAAAUUAAUAGUAAUUU